GAGUGUGACCGGAGCACGUGAGCACAAGCGGAAGUACGCGCAGCUGGGCUCGUCAUGGCGCCGCACAAAUGUCUGUUUUGAAAAGUUUAGUGUCUGAAAUCUCCACUUUCACCGGGUCUACCGUCUCUCCCAGCCCGCGCUCUCGAUCCACAAAGCUCGGCAUGGAUCUGGACUGAGGCCCCGGGCUCUGAGAAGCUCCCGAAGCCGAGGAAAGGCGGCGGAAGGCAGAUACUGAGCGGACAUCGAGCGGCCCUGAGUCACCCGCAAAAGGCUCAGUCAUGGCGGAGCAUACAUCAGACUCAGCGCCGUUUCUCUCUGAUGACAGCGAAUCAGAGGCACAGGAUGAGACGAGGGCGGAGCCACAAGGCGGGCCUCUGAGCGGCGUGUCAUCACGUCGAUCUCUCCUCACCGUCUUCAUCCUCUGCUACAUCAACCUCCUCAACUACAUGGACCGCUUUACUGUAGCAGGAGUUUUGCCCAGCAUCGAAAACUAUUUUGAAAUUGAUGAUUCAAAGUCAGGCCUCCUGCAAACAGUGUUCAUCUGCAGUUACAUGUUUCUGGCGCCGUGCUUCGGUUACCUCGGCGACCGCUACAACAGGAAGUACAUCAUGAGCGUGGGAAUCUUCUUCUGGUCUCUGGUGACUCUGCUCAGCUCCUUCACGCCCAAACAGCACUUCUGGGCCCUGCUCCUCACUCGGGGGCUGGUGGGAGUGGGAGAGGCCAGUUAUUCAACCAUCGCUCCGACGAUCAUUGCCGACCUCUACGUGAAGAGUGAGCGCACCAACAUGCUUUCCAUCUUUUACUUUGCCAUCCCCGUGGGCAGUGGUCUGGGUUACAUCGUGGGGUCACAGGUCAGUGCGGCCGCUCACGACUGGCACUGGGCUCUCAGGGUCACUCCUGGCCUCGGCCUGCUGGCAGUGCUGUUGCUGUUGUUUGUGGUAAAGGAGCCUAAACGUGGUGCUGUGGAGGAGCGUUCAGAGGAGCAGCUACACCACACGAGCUGGACCCAGGACCUGCAGGCUCUACGCAAAAAUCGCAGCUUCGUCCUGUCGACCUUCGGCUUCACCGCGGUUGCGUUUGUCACUGGGUCCCUGGCUCUGUGGGCGCCCACCUUCCUCCUCCGAGCCGCCAUUUUCUCUGGAGAGAGAGGGCCGUGCGAGGAGCAGCAGUGCUCCUCGUCUGAAAGUCUGAUCUUCGGCGCCAUCACCUGUGUGACAGGUAUUUUGGGCGUGGCCAGUGGAGUCCAGGUGAGCCGUGCCCUGAGGAGCCGCACACAGAGAGCCGAUCCCCUGGUCUGUGCAGCAGGGCUGCUCCUGUCAGCGCCUUUCCUCUACCUUGCCAUCGUGACCGCUGAACUGUCCACCGUUGCCACAUACGUUUUCAUUUUCCUGGGAGAGACCUUUUUGUCCAUGAAUUGGGCCAUUGUAGCAGACAUUCUUCUGUAUGUGGUGGUGCCGACGCGCAGGUCCACAGCUGAGGCUCUGCAGAUCGUUGUGUCUCACCUCCUCGGAGACGCAGGGAGCCCCUACCUCAUCGGAGUGGUUUCAGACUCUCUCAGGAGGGAGCAGUCGUUCUUGUGGCAGUUCCGGUCUCUGCAGCUCUCUCUGCUGCUCUGCUCCUUCAUCGCCGUCAUUGGAGGUGGAUUCUUUUUGGCCACGGCGCUCUUCAUCGAAACGGACCGGAAACGCGCCGAGAACUAUGACCCCUCAGACAAUGAACCAAUCGUAGUCCCGAAGAGCGGCCGUUCGACUCGAGUCCCAGUGUCCAGUGUCCUCAUCUGACCUCUGACUUCUGAUGUCUGACCCAAUCUGACCUCUGACGCCAUAGCUUUCGACAACUUUUUCUCUUUUAAUUCUCUGGACUUUUUACUGAUUUUUAAUUCUUCAUUUAAACCGUUUUUGUCUCAGUGUGAAAGUCUUUUUGAGAAAUGAAAGAGGCUGAUCCGGGACCAGUCUCAAAUAUUUUUAAACUCAUUUACAUAGUUUUAAUUCAUGUAAAAUUAUUGCCGAAUUUUUGCCAAGUUUUAACUCAUUUUUGUCUUUAAUCUGGUGUGAGGGGUGCAUUCGUUUGUCUCCCUCUGCUGGUGGCAGAUGGAGUUUUUAAAAGAACAGUUUGUUAUUAUAAUUAAAACAUUAUUUUAUUGUUGUUUUUUUGAACUAUUAAAGUGGAAUUUUUACCAGU
Molecule: messenger RNA, 2181 nt
Organism: Periophthalmus magnuspinnatus
Lineage: Eukaryota; Metazoa; Chordata; Actinopteri; Gobiiformes; Gobiidae
Gene: spns1
Product: SPNS lysolipid transporter 1, lysophospholipid
Exons: 13
Coding region: 279-1781 (500 amino acids)
Biological process (GO): transmembrane transport
Cellular component (GO): membrane
Molecular function (GO): transmembrane transporter activity
Source: RefSeq, a predicted model, not a curated record